Messenger RNA from Blastomyces dermatitidis ER-3, 279 nucleotides. RefSeq lists its product as uncharacterized. NCBI's taxonomy places the organism in Eukaryota, Fungi, Ascomycota, Eurotiomycetes, Onygenales, Ajellomycetaceae. The transcript is spliced from 2 exons. The record is from RefSeq and is a predicted model, not a curated record. The coding region runs from base 1 to 279 and encodes 92 amino acids.
AUGUUAUCUCUCUUCAAAUAUUCUGCGGUCCUGCGGAUCAUCAAGGCGCGUGAGCACUGUCACAGAUUGAAGAGAGAGAAGAAGAAGCAGGAGCUGGCAGAGAAGAAGGGAAUUAAGGCCUUGUUCAGGUCUCAAAUGCACUUCAUAAUUCAGAAUAUUAAGAAGACAGCUCUGCUCUCUGAGCAUGUCAAUCUGCUUGCUGCUGAAGUGAAACUCAAGACAGCAGACCAGAAAAUGCAGGAUUUUGAGAUGCAGGUUGACCUGACUGAGAGAGAGUAG